UGCACAUUCUUUCACAGAAAAAUAUAAAUUAGCACAUUUUUUUAGUGUAGUUUUUGAGGAAAUGAGUGUCGGCUCUGGGUUUUUCUGACCAACUGAGAAAAACCUUUGUACUCACAGAACUAACUGACUGACACCAUAAUUCCAUUACUUAGACUGAAGAUUUAAGCUCGAUUCUCUCUCCACCCAACACUGUCACAGAAACAGACUUCUUAACGAUUGUUAGUUACAUUGUGUUUCUUCACCACCUUAUAAGCCUUCACCACCUUCAAUUGCCUUUCAUUAACAAACCUUCUUCAGUGUUCCUUCACCUGUUUUCCUCAACCCAUUCUCCAUCUCAGAAUGGAGGGUGGGAACAUAAGACAGUGGUUGAACUUUCUGGUUUGUGCACUGCUGUUUCUGAUAGCAGAGGCUUCUUAUGUGCCAAUCACCUAUCUUCAGAACGCUGUAGCAAAAGGAGCUGUUUGUUUGGAUGGGAGUCCACCAGCUUACCAUUUUGAUAGGGGAUCUGGAACAGGGAUUAACAAUUGGUUGGUUGCUUUUGAGGGAGGAGGAUGGUGCAACAAUGUCACUACUUGUCUCUCUCGCAAGACCAAUCGUUUAGGUUCAUCUAAGCAAAUGGCAAAGCAAAUUGCCUUUUCGGGAAUUAUGAGCAACAUGCAAAUCUUUAAUCCAGAUUUCUACAACUGGAACAGAAUCAAGGUUAGGUAUUGCGAUGGUUCAUCUUUUACUGGUGAUGUAGAAGAAGUCAAUCCAGUUACUAAGUUGCACUUUAGAGGAGCAAGGAUUUUUGCUGCUGUCAUGGAGGAUUUACUAGCAAAAGGAAUGGAAAAUGCUCGAAAUGCAAUUAUUUCUGGAUGCUCAGCUGGAGGAUUAACUUCAGUACUGCAUUGUGAUCGCUUCCGAGCUCUAUUACCUGGAGGAGCCAGAGUGAAAUGCCUCUCAGAUGCUGGUUAUUUUAUCAAUGCAAGGGACGUCACUGGGGCAUACCACAUUCAACAGUACUUCAGUCAAGUUGUUGCUACACAUGGCUCUGCAAGGAAUUUGCCUCAGUCAUGCACUUCAAGACUUAGCCCAAAGCUAUGCUUUUUCCCACAAUAUUUGGCGUCACAUAUCACUACGCCGAUCUUCUUUGUAAACGCGGCAUACGACUCAUGGCAGAUUAAGAACAUUUUGGCACCUGGUGUUGCUGAUCCUGAAGGCCAUUGGCAUAGCUGUAAGCUGGAUAUAAACAACUGCUCACCUGAUCAAUUAGAUCUAAUGCAAGGCUUCAGGACAGAAUUUUUAAGGGCAUUGACAGUGCUAGGCAACUCUUCAUAUAAAGGAAUGUUUAUAGACUCUUGCUAUGCCCACUGCCAAACUGAAAUGCAGGAGACAUGGUUGAGAAGUGACUCUCCAGAGCUGGAAAAGACAACAAUUGCAAAGGCUGUAGCAGACUGGUUUUAUGAAAGAAGGACAUUCCAUCAGAUAGAUUGCCCUUACCCCUGCAACCCCACUUGUCACAACCGCGUUUUCGGACCAGAAGACAACCACCAAGGAAAAAAUGUGACCUCGAAAGGAACGUCAGAUGCAUCAGCCAGAAAGCUCAAUUUUCCGAAACUAACAAACAAGGCACAAUGGAUUGAGCUUGUGUGCAUUAAUGGAGGAAUCAAUGGGCUUCUACUAACGUUGGGUCUUAUGAUCAUCGUAUAAAAGCUGGUUCGAAUUCUGACACGGCUGGACCAUCUCUUCCACUGUCUUCCAUAGGAAGCAGGAAAAAGCCAAUCCCAUUGGAUUGAACAAUUUUGUGGCCUUGUACAGACUGCAAUAAAUUCCAGACACAGCUUCAUAAUUGGAUUCAGUCAGAGUAAGCUUGAACUUACUGCAAUUGCUUGGCCUAAAUAAUUAUUUUCUGCCUUAGUUUUGGGAGAGAGGAUGUUCUGGUGUUUCUGUUUGACUUCUUUUUCUGUGCCAUCUAUUAUGAGAAACAUUUAUGCAUCUUUUGUUUAAGGUGAAAACAGUUGGAGGAAGGGCGUUUUGGUAGGAUGAAAAAGAAAUGAAAGUUCAAAACUUUGGUGGGCUAACUUUCACUCAAAAAGAGAAGAAAACUUGAAAAAUUAGGUGGAUCAUAAUUGAUUAUACGAACAACAUGCAUCUUUAUUUUCAAAUGCUGUGUCAAUUCACACGAACUGGCUAAGUUCAAGGUGCAUAAAGCCUGCUGGUGAAGCUGCAAUUGUAAUACUGACAGCAUAUAUCAUAGUAUCUUGUUUUACUAAUCUGUUACUCCAACAGGUGUGAAGAAGUUCCAUUGGCUCAGCAUCUUGCACCUACUAGACACUUUGUUUUGUUUUGUUUCUUUCUGUAGUAUUUGCUCAUUAUAGUUUUGAAGGCUCAACUUGUAAAAGGAAUACAAAAUAAAAUAAAAAUAUCAUAUGAUCAUUUACAUAUC
This is a messenger RNA of Vigna angularis (adzuki bean), 2425 nucleotides long. RefSeq names its product pectin acetylesterase 8. Gene Ontology annotation, biological process: cell wall organization. The coding region runs from base 340 to 1689 and encodes 449 amino acids. Lineage: Eukaryota; Viridiplantae; Streptophyta; Magnoliopsida; Fabales; Fabaceae. Gene Ontology annotation, molecular function: pectin acetylesterase activity. The record is from RefSeq and is a predicted model, not a curated record. Gene Ontology annotation, cellular component: plant-type cell wall. The transcript has 18 exons.